Cicer arietinum (chickpea) is the source of this 1459-nucleotide messenger RNA. The record is from RefSeq and is a predicted model, not a curated record. Lineage: Eukaryota; Viridiplantae; Streptophyta; Magnoliopsida; Fabales; Fabaceae.
AACUCACUCGUUGGAGCCAAACGGCUUUAAAACUUUGUCACAUGUUCUCUCCCUUUGUCUCUCUCUCUCUCUUUAUUCAUUCAUGUCACUUUUCUCAUAAAUAAACAAAAACAUUCCUCACACACAAACACUCUCCUUCUCUUCCCAAUAGAGAAAAACAAAGAUGGGUUGUUUUCUUCAGUGUUUUGGUUUAUCCACCAAAAGAAAACGUAGAAACACUCUCUACAAAGUCCUACCUCCAACACAACACCAAAAAUAUGGAAACUAUCAAGUUCUUGCUGUAACAGAAAAAUCAAUUAUUCCUUAUUCUCAAUUAAGAGGUAGAGAUCUACACAAGGAGCAGAAUGGUGUGAAAAGCAGGAAGAAAAAAGUUACAUUCAAUUUGAAUGUACAGAUAUAUGAGCCAAACCCUAAUUCUUAUGAGGUAUUGGAAAAUGAAGAAGAUGAAAAUAAGGAUAACACUUUGGAACUAGAGGGAAAGAGUUUAUCUUCUUCGGUAUUCGGAGAAGGAUCUGCGUCAUCCACGAUUAGAUAUCCAUCGAAUCACAGAUAUUACAAUUGCAGUUAUGACCAUGAUGGUGAUGAGGAUGAAAUAGCAUAUGAAGAAUCUGAUAUUGAUGAAUUUGAUGAUGGAUAUGAUUGGGAUGAUGAUGAAGAUGAUGGUGGUAGUGAUGAAAGUUUAGAGAAUUAUAGGGAUGAAAACACUAAACAGAAAGGGUUGCCAAAUUUAUGCUAUCCUUUUGUGGAUGAAGAUGGAAUGAAGAAUCAGAAGUCAUUUGAUCUGAAUGAUGCUGAGCUGAAAUCGAAUUCGAGUGGACGAGACAGAAGCAUGUCGGUUCUGAGUCCGGUAGAGAAUCUUAGUCAGUGGAAAGCAAUAAAAGCAAAAGUUACAUCAAGUAAACACAGGAGAAAGGAAAAUGUUCCAUCAGAGCAAAGUACAAGCAUGCUGCCCUUAGUCACCGGAGCAAGCUCGAAGUUCUUACAUUGCGAUUUGGAAUCAAAUGCUCUUCAGUCCAAACCUUUGUUGCAAGAAGUUGCAGUUGAUGCCAGUCUUUCAAACUGGUUGAUUUCUCCUAGUUAUAAUGUUUCAACUACAAUUCGUUGUCAAUGACGCAGUCAAGUGAUUUGAAGAAACAGAAACUUAGAAAAUAUUAAUUGGUGGAGGAUUUUGCACAUGAAUGAACAAUAUAAUGCAUCAGAUUUUGAUGCUUCUGUUGAUUAUUCAUUUAGCAAAAAGUCGGUUGGGAUGAUUUGAUUGUAUGUUUGUCUAACUAAUUCUUGUCCUGUAAUUGUUUUGUUGGGAUGAUUUGAUUGUAUGUGUGUCUAACUAAUUCUUGUCCUGUAAUUGUAUUGUUUUUGGUUUGUGAAAUGGUUGGUUAUGCUGUGAUCAAUGGAAUGUGUAUUUGUUGUUGCUGAUUAUUUCUUCGUGUUGCAGCUAUGCAAUUUGAGUGUUCUUAAA